AUGGCCGGCGGCGCGGUUGUGAACACCGGCGGGGGGAAGGACUACCCCGGCAAGCUCACCAUGUUCGUGCUCUUCGCCUGCAUCGUCGCCGCCACCGGCGGCCUCAUCUUCGGAUACGACAUAGGCAUCUCCGGUGGCGUGACCUCGAUGAACCCCUUCCUGAUGAAGUUCUUCCCGGGCGUGUACCACCAGGAGCAGGAGGCGGAGCGGAACCAGAGCAACCAGUACUGCAAGUUCGACAGCCAGCUGCUCACCAUGUUCACCUCCUCGCUCUACCUCGCCGCGCUCGUCGCCUCCUUCUUCGCCGCCACCGUCACCCGCGUCGCCGGCCGCAAGUGGUCCAUGUUCGCCGGCGGGGUCACCUUCCUCGUCGGCGCCGCGCUCAACGGCGCCGCCAAGAACGUCCUCAUGCUCAUCCUCGGACGCGUCCUGCUCGGCAUCGGGGUCGGCUUCGCCAACCAGUCGGUGCCGGUGUACCUGUCGGAGAUGGCGCCGGCGAGGCUGCGGGGGAUGCUCAACAUCGGGUUCCAGCUGAUGGUCACCAUCGGCAUCCUGUGCGCGAACCUGAUCAACUACGGGACGGCCAAGAUCAAGGGCGGGUGGGGCUGGCGCGUGAGCCUCGCGCUGGCCGCGGUGCCCGCCGGAAUCAUCGCCAUCGGCGCGCUCUUCCUCCCCGACACCCCCAACUCCCUCAUCGACCGCGGCUACACCGAGGACGCCAAGAAGAUGCUCCGGCGCGUGCGCGGCACGGACGACGUGGAGGAGGAGUACAGCGACCUGGUGGCCGCUAGCGAGGAGUCCAAGCUGGUGAGCCACCCGUGGCGCAACAUCCUCCAGCGCCGCUACCGGCCGCAGCUCACCUUCGCGAUCGCCAUACCCUUCUUCCAGCAGCUCACGGGCAUCAACGUGAUCAUGUUCUACGCGCCCGUGCUGUUCAAGACGCUGGGGUUCGCGGACGACGCGUCCCUCAUGUCCGCCGUCAUCACCGGCCUCGUCAACGUCUUCGCCACCUUCGUGUCCAUCGUGACCGUGGACCGGCUGGGCCGGCGCAAGCUGUUCCUGCAGGGCGGCACCCAGAUGCUGGCCUGCCAGAUCGUGGUGGGCAGCCUGAUCGGCGCCAAGUUCGGGUUCACCGGCGUGGCCGACAUCCCCAAGGGGUACGCGGCGUUCGUGGUGCUCUUCAUCUGCGCGUACGUGGCCGGGUUCGCGUGGUCCUGGGGCCCGCUGGGGUGGCUCGUCCCCAGCGAGAUCUUCCCGCUGGAGAUCAGGUCGGCGGGGCAGAGCAUCACGGUGUCGAUGAACAUGCUGUGCACCUUCAUCAUCGCGCAGGCGUUCCUCCCCAUGCUCUGCCGCUUCAAGUUCAUGCUCUUCUUCUUCUUCGGCGCGUGGGUGGUGGUCAUGACCCUCUUCGUCGCCUUCUUCCUGCCGGAGACCAAGAACGUGCCCAUCGAGGAGAUGGUGCUCGUGUGGAAGGCGCACUGGUACUGGGGCCGCUUCAUCCGCGACGAGGACGUGCACGUCGGCGGCGCCGACGUCGAGAUGCGCUCCAACGGCAAGCUCCAGGCUGCCAAGCUCCCGUGA
Molecule: messenger RNA, 1581 nt
Organism: Triticum turgidum subsp. durum (durum wheat)
Lineage: Eukaryota; Viridiplantae; Streptophyta; Magnoliopsida; Poales; Poaceae
Source: the annotation of a GenBank genome assembly